CAAUUGUUUUCUCUAUGACAACAAUUUAAAUAUGUAUCUCUUCCUCUCUCUUUCUUCCUCUCUCUCUCAUUACCUCCCUCCCAUAGUUCCUCCUCAGACCCACUGAGCUACCCAUGUCUCCCUCCUGUGUGACCCUGGCCCUGGGGCUGCUGCUCCUGGUAGGUACCCAUGCCCAGAUCAAGAUCUUCAACCUGCGUGCCACCAACCUCCCCAGCGACCUCCUGGGCACCACCGACGCCUACGUCAAGGUGUUCUGCGGCCCCGACGCCCUCGGGACAACCUCCGUCCGCAACAAUGACAAGAACCCCUGGUGGCAGGAGGAGUUCAAAUCCUUCAAGACCGUGGAGAAUGACGUCCUGAGGUUGGACGUGUAUGACAGCGACGUGCUGGUCGACGACCACCUGGGAACCUGCCAGAGGAAGGUGGAGGGCGGCACCCACCAGCACGACUGCUUCCUGAAGAAGGGAGGCACGCUUACCUACUCCUACACUCUUCAUCAGUGAAGAUGUGUUAGCUGCUCUUGCAGGGAGGCGUGAGGAUAGAGAUGCAUCCUGCUACUCGACACUCUUCAGCAGGGCAGCAUGGGGAGGUCCCAGUGAGAUCCCCACCAUUAACCAAGCAUGGGGAGGUCCCAGUGAGAUCCCCACCAUUAACCAAGCAUGGGGAGGUCCCAGUGAGAUCCCCACCAUUAACCAAGCAUGGGGAGGUCCCAGUGAGAUCCCCACCAUUAACCAAGCAUGGGGAGGUCCCAGUGAGAUCCCCACCAUUAACCAAGCAUGGGGAGGUCCCAGUGAGAUCCCCACCAUUAACCAAGCAUGGGGAGGUCCCAGUGAGAUCCCCACCAUUAACCAAGCAUGGGG
This is a messenger RNA of Osmerus eperlanus (European smelt), 860 nucleotides long. Its product is annotated as perforin-1-like. The coding region runs from base 114 to 503 and encodes 129 amino acids. The record is from RefSeq and is a predicted model, not a curated record. The transcript is spliced from 2 exons. Gene Ontology annotation, biological process: defense response to virus; T cell mediated cytotoxicity; immunological synapse formation. Lineage: Eukaryota; Metazoa; Chordata; Actinopteri; Osmeriformes; Osmeridae. Gene Ontology annotation, cellular component: membrane. Gene Ontology annotation, molecular function: wide pore channel activity.